GGCCGGUGUUAAGUUAUUCUGUGCGCUAAUUAGCUAGCUAGUGCACAACAACCUCUGGUGUCAUAGUGUCGUGGCUGAAGAGACAACUGGCAUUGUCGUUCAAAUACUAAAUAGGCCUAAGUUCAACAGGUUUAAUCGAAUUUGACGCGAUGUUUUUCUCACAAGACAUUCUUCAAAGACGUGGGGGAAAGUUUGGGAUAGUUUGGCUUGCAGCUACAAAAUGUACACCUGUGUCUCUAUCAAGACGAGAUUACUGCACAGUAAGCAUUUCUAAAACAUGUGAUGAUAUCUUGAAGUACAUUUGCCUUGAGGGUCAGCCACUUAAACCUCAUGGAGCUCGCCCACGUCUCUCACUUUACCUGUCUUCACAGCUUAUGUUCGGUGUGACCAGAGUAUACAGAAAACAAGUGGAAUUUCUAAGCGUUGAAGUUCGAGAUCUAUACAUGCGAUUUGCUUCAGCUAAACAGAUACUGCAAGCCACUGAGGAAGGGACAGACUUGGCAAAGAUCCGGAUGCAAAAGACAAGUGGAUUUUGUACGUUGCAAGACCCAUUAAUUGACAUGAGGGAAUCUGAUUUUGGAGUAAUGCGAUUUCAAGAUGAGAGAGCUAUUGACCCUUCUAAUUUGCCUUACAUUGACUUUGUUCAAGAUGUGGGACCACUAUUUCCAGUGAUUAUGACCCCAGAGCAUACCAUCAGCCCAAAACUUAGUAGGAUAAAUGAAACAAAGCGCCCAAGGACAUCCAGCGAGUCGGAGAGCGACGAUGACACUCCACUUUCGUUCAUUGCCAAAGGGCAGAAAGAAUCCACGAUGGACAACGUGUCAAAAAACACGCUGUCCGAGAUCCAGCAGCAGCUUGGACACAUGACCCAGGCUCUUCGCAUUCUGCAGGAACAACACGAGGAGGAAAAAAAUCAGCGAGUGCUGCUAAUAGAAGAGAUUCACGCACUUCGAGAGGAACAGCAACGCCAGGCAGAAGAAAACCGCAAAAUCCUUGAGACCUUUAAGAAUGUCAUGGCUGUUAUUUUGAAUAUAUUUGGCCUUGUCAAGGGCAGAAUUAAGCGAAGGGAGUCUAACAGCCGCAAGGCCACAGCCGAAUCCUGCACACCAGCCCAAACAUUACCUGGUCAUCCCCAGACUACAUGUUAGCCGACUGGGGAGCCUCCCAUGCCGUCCCUAAGGCCGCCUCCUGUCACUGUUGUGGAAGGGAAGGUGUGCAUCCCGGUGCAGAACCGAGACACAAGCGCUGAUGCCGCCGCAGUGUACCAACCAGUUGAAAUCAGUGCCGAGGAGUAAGAAACUAAGAAUCUCUUCGCAGAAAAUUGGCAAAGGCGACAACAUUUGUGAGGGGGUUGUUGCCCAAUUUUUCAUGGCAGAUGUCAUGAGACGUUCGAACUUUGAUGGUUCUACCGUUUUGACCAAGGACGGACAGAUCACAAAGGAACGUUUAGAUAGACAACUAGUCUUGGCCAUGCUAGACCAAGUUGAGCUAGAGUUUCCUGGGCAAGUUAGUGGCAAGAACUUUUCACAGAUUCGAGCAGUAAUUAAUGACUAAUGCCGACAUAGCUAGAACAACAAUCGCUUUGUAGUACGAAAACAUGUGCACAGGUCAUCCUAUUUGUGCCAAACUAUAUCUAUUAAUUUACAUGUGCCUGUCUUGAUUAAUUUGUUCCAUUUUUUUAAUCUCACGAUAAUGGCUUCCAAAACAUCGCAAUGGUGUUUGUCUUCCUACGAGAUCACACGUAAUUAUCUGUUUUAUGAUUAUAUACUAGUUCAGAAAGAGGCUUAAACCAAAAACUAAAAGCAAUUGGGAUUACAGUUUAGUAGAAUUAAUUUUUGCCAUCCUUAUGGUUUGUUAAAGAAUUUUAAAAAUCACUGUUUUUUGUUAAAAUAUUUCAGCGCGGGGAAACAAACCAUAGUAAAUAUUUCAUGUGCAUGGAAACAUCACUUUGUGUCCUUAGGAAUCAGUGCCUGUUCUUUGUAUUGUCAAACUCCGUAGCAAAUUUACAUCUACAUUAAAAAACGAAUUCUGAGAUGAACAUCUUAAGUACGUUAGAUGGAAGCAGUUCUUGUGAGUAGAAGGUGAGUGUCACAGUUUGCUCACUUUAGAGUCACUUUAGAGUAACUAGAAGGAUUAGAUGCAGGCCGGAAAAUGAUUGUAACAAAACACAACCUGUACUAUUCACAAUACUUGAUAUGAAUUAAUAUACAAAAUUUCUUGAUUCUAUCAUACAAAAUAUACACAAUUCUGUGUUUACAAUCAGAUGUCUCUCAAGUGAGCGUAGCUACAACUCCGUGGUCAAAAUUACAUUAAACUUAUCAAAUGAAUGUGUCUAUUCACACACGCAUGAAAAUCAGUAUUUUCAAUUAAAGUAUUUACAGGUAAGCAUGGGUGAAUUCAAAUUUCAAAUUCACUUUAAAGUCACAAAUCUAGUGCAUCAAAGAGAUAUAUACUUGAUAGUUUUCAAUCCCUUGUAAUUUAAUGCUGUAAAAUUUCAGCUCUGAAAAGCACUUAAAAAUAAAAGAAUUAUCAAUCGAAGUUCUUCCGAGGAAAAUCAGUAUUCCAAAGAAAACUUCCAGACAAAUGUCAGUAUCAAUUCAAUGAAUUUACCAGGUAUGGAGGAAUUUAGUUCACUAGGCGAAAUGCCCAACAAAUUGCAGUAUAAACUCCGGAGAAAACAAGGUUGAUUAAAAGUAUACCAUAAGCUGGAAUAAUCUGAAAGGCUCAAGGCAUGUAGUGAAAGAUCUUUCAGUCAAAACUUGCAAGUGUUAUUACUAUGUCUGCUCUCAAUUUUAAAAUGUCUGACAUACAGUUUGAUUAAUAUCAAAUUCGUCCCUCCUUGAUUACAAGAAUCCGCCCUUGCUAGCUUGCUCAUCAACUCUGGCACAUCUGCGGGACCACCUCCGCAACUUAGAAGUGAACCCUCACUGCAGCGUGCUGUGACCAAAGUUACAUCGGAAUUCAAGAACCAGCCAUCGAGCAUAAGGAGGAAUGGAACUCAACCAGUCUUUGAGCCAAGCAUUUUUCUGAUCUUGGAAUGUCAAUGAGCCGCUACAAUGAUCCUCACAACCAAUUUUACCUCAUAAGCAGCCUGACAAAUCUGCUACUAGCCGUGGCAAAUGGCGCAACUGUCACAGAUGGAAUGUGAAUUGUGGGAUGGCGUGGUUGGAAGUUGCCCAAGCAAGACAUUAAUAACAAAUUAACAAAGCAAACCAAGUGUUCAGAACAAAAUUACAAGUGUAGUUUUAAUUCUGUGAGGCUUUAACAGAAAUCUUCAGAACAUAUAAUCUUCAAAAUAAACAGAAAAAUAAACGAACAUGAAUGGAUUGCGAAAUGAAAUGAACAAGCUUUUGCAACUGCA
Acanthaster planci (crown-of-thorns starfish) is the source of this 3361-nucleotide messenger RNA. Its product is annotated as meiotic recombination protein REC8 homolog. NCBI's taxonomy places the organism in Eukaryota, Metazoa, Echinodermata, Asteroidea, Valvatida, Acanthasteridae. Gene Ontology annotation, molecular function: protein binding; chromatin binding. The record is from RefSeq and is a predicted model, not a curated record. Gene Ontology annotation, cellular component: meiotic cohesin complex. Gene Ontology annotation, biological process: double-strand break repair; meiotic sister chromatid cohesion.